UUCCCGUUUGCUCACUGAGAAAUCGAAGGAAAAGAAAAGGGAAAUUGAAUCUCGUAACAUUCAUCCCAAUUUUGGUGCCCUCCGUCUUAUCCGAUCGCUAUUUUUCUUUCCGUUUCUCGGCAACCAAUCGGAUGGCCCUAUCCUUAUUUCACAAUCAGCUAACUAUGGUUCUAUCCUUUCGUUCUUUUCGAAGAGAAGGUACACUCGAUCAUGGGGGGAGCAGAGCACGGUCAUGGAGAGGCCCAUGGAGAUUUCAGAACCAAGGUCUGGAGCAUGACUGGUGGGCCGUACUGUAGGCCCAAGCACUGGAAGAGGAACACUGCCAUUGCUAUGGCUGGUGUUUUUCUUAUCUGCAUCCCCAUCGCCAUGAAAUCUGCUGAGCUCGAGCAACGGCCUCAUCAACCUAUUCGUCCAAUUCCUUCCCAGCUCUGGUGCAAGAAUUUUGGAAACAAGGAGUAUUAGAAGCCUCAACAAUCAUCUAGUUACAAACAAUUGGUGAUGGUUGGACCUCUAUAUCUUGCAGUCUGGGAAAGCAUUCCUCUAUCUUUUUAUUGCAGAAAAUUUCAGCUGCCUCCUCAACUUGCUUUGCAUAAUGCUUUUUCAAGUUUGAAUGAUUGAAUCUACAACUUUAUUGGCUGGACUACUCUUAUUACCACAUCAUCCUCAUGAAAAUAAGUUACAAAGCCCCCUUGCUUCCAGUUUUCAUGAAAUAAAAUGUUGAAGAUGACAUUGUAAGUUUAAGUGAAACUUGUUCUCUGUUUCAA
Molecule: messenger RNA, 764 nt
Organism: Vitis riparia (riverbank grape)
Lineage: Eukaryota; Viridiplantae; Streptophyta; Magnoliopsida; Vitales; Vitaceae
Exons: 2
Coding region: 211-462 (83 amino acids)
Source: RefSeq, a predicted model, not a curated record